UCAAAAAUCGUCAUAACCGUUUCAAUUUCAGUUUUAUUAGUAGCAUCACCCUUCUUGUCGGCUCUUCCCUCUUUUUUUCCAUUUGCUCCUCAAUUUCAGAAUCUAUUUCUCUCUUUUCUUUGAUUGUUUGGUUGAAUGCUCUGACUCUGAGGUUUCAACAAUGGAAGCCCUAGCCGUUACGCCUCGCAUUCUUCUCUCUCCUCACCACCACCGUCGGAUUUCCUCACUCUCAUUCCCAACCGUUCAUCUCCCUUCCAAACAGCCACUCCUUUCCCGCUCUCACAGCCUCUCUCCUCGCCGCUCUCUCAAUUGCUCUGCCGUUUCAUCGCCGUCGCUCGUGAAAAAUUCAUCGGAAUUCAUUGAAGCUGCAAAAGACGGGAAUUUGAUUCCGUUGUAUCGAUGUAUUUUCUCGGAUCAUCUGACCCCGGUGCUUGCUUAUCGUUGUUUGGUGAAGGAGGAUGAUAGAGAAGCUCCGAGUUUUUUGUUCGAAGCUGUUGAACCGGGUUUUAUGAAUUCUCAUGUGGGACGAUACAGUAUUGUCGGGGCUCAGCCAAGCAUGGAAAUUGUGGCAAAGGAAAAUCUGGUGACAACAAUGGAUCACCAUGCAGGGAAGAGGACGGAGGAGUUUGUCGAAGAUCCAAUGGAUGUCCCGAGGAAGAUUAUGGAGGAAUGGAAGCCACAGCUUAUUGAUGAGCUUCCUGAAGUUUUUUGUGGUGGAUGGGUUGGCUACUUCUCAUAUGACACUGUUCGUUAUGUAGAGAAGAAAAAGCUCCCCUUUUCGAGUGCACCUCAUGAUGACAGGAACCUUCCUGACGUUCAUCUAGGCUUGUAUGACAAUGUGAUUGUAUUUGAUCACGUGGAGAAGAAAGCGUACGUGAUACACUGGGUACGUGUGGAUCGUUUUUCUUCUGCAGAGGAGGCUUAUAAAGAUGGAAUUGACCGCCUAGAAUAUUUGUUGUCGAGGGUGCAUAACAUAGUAACCCCCAAGCUGCCCCCUGGCUCCAUAAAAUUACAGACCCGCCUUUUUGGAAGCUCACUCAAGACGUCAAAUAUGACUAGUGAAGAGUACAAAGACGCUGUUUUGCAAGCCAAGGAACAUAUCCUGGCUGGUGACAUCUUUCAAAUUGUGUUAAGUCAACGUUUUGAGAGAAGGACGUUUGCAGAUCCAUUUGAAGUAUAUAGGGCAUUGAGAAUUGUUAACCCCAGUCCAUACAUGGGAUAUCUACAGGCUAGAGGGUGUAUUUUGGUUGCCUCGAGUCCGGAGAUUUUGACUCGUGUCAAAAAGGGGAAGAUCACGAACAGACCUCUGGCUGGAACUAUCAGAAGAGGAAAAACACCAAAAGAAGAUGUCAUGCUGGAAAAUGAGCUUCUGAAUGAUCAAAAGCAAUGUGCUGAGCACAUAAUGCUGGUUGAUCUGGGGAGGAAUGAUGUUGGAAAGGUCUCCAAAUUUGGUUCCGUGAACGUUGAAAAGCUUAUGAAUAUUGAGCGGUAUUCCCAUGUGAUGCAUAUCAGCUCUACAGUGACAGGGGAAAAGCUUGAUGAUUUAACUAGUUGGGAUGUUUUGCGUUCUGCAUUACCUGUUGGAACAGUUAGUGGAGCGCCUAAGGUUAAAGCAAUGGAGUUGAUAGACCAGCUUGAGGUGAAUAGACGAGGGCCAUAUAGUGGUGGAUUUGGUGGAAUCUCAUUCACUGGAGACAUGGACAUAGCUCUUGCUUUGAGAACUAUGGUAUUUUCAACUGCAACGCGAUAUGAUACAAUGUAUUCGUACAAGGAUGUUGAUAAAAGAAGAGAAUGGGUGGCCCACCUUCAGGCUGGGGCAGGCAUUGUUGCUGACAGUGUCCCUGCAGAUGAACAGCGCGAGUGUGAAAAUAAGGCUGCUGGCCUUGCUCGUGCAAUUGAUCUCGCUGAAUCGUCUUUCUUGGAGAGGGAAUAGAAAGUUCAGUCUAUUUUAGUAUUUUUCCCUUCAAUUUUGAAGCUGCAACGAAAAGUGUUGCCUUCAAAGAUAGGUUGUUUGUCAUUUAAAAAUAGAUGUAAACCACAGCAGUAAAGACCUUGUCACAUUUAACUGUGCAUUUUCAAGUUUGCUCAGCAUUAGUGGCUUUGUGCUGUGAACUUAGGGAAGGAGGGAAUUAGGCUUUUUGUGUUGUAUGUCGAUAGAUAGAAGCUGUUGUAUCUUGUUGUAUGCACAAAAAGUUUGGUGGUAAAUGUAAGUUCAAGCUUUUUGUUUUGUUUA
Molecule: messenger RNA, 2233 nt
Organism: Spinacia oleracea (spinach)
Lineage: Eukaryota; Viridiplantae; Streptophyta; Magnoliopsida; Caryophyllales; Amaranthaceae
Product: anthranilate synthase alpha subunit 2, chloroplastic
Exons: 11
Coding region: 161-1933 (590 amino acids)
Biological process (GO): L-tryptophan biosynthetic process
Molecular function (GO): anthranilate synthase activity
Source: RefSeq, a predicted model, not a curated record